CCCUUCUUUCUUCUCCGUCGUUUUGGCGACCGUGUGGCAACAUGAGUAAAAUUUCGCGCGAUACGUUGUACGACUGUGUUCGUGAUGUCCUUCAGGGCUCACAAGAUAAGAAAAGAAAUUUCUUGGAAACGGUGGAAUUACAAGUUGCCUUGAAGAACUACGAUCCACAAAAGGACAAGCGUUUUAGCGGUACUGUCAAAUUGAGACAUACGCCUCGGCCAAAUCAAAAAGUAUGUGUCUUUGGCGAUGCUCACCAUUGUGAUGAAGCUAAGUCAAAUAAUGUACCAUCGAUGGAUGUCGACGCUUUGAAAAAAUUGAAUAAGAACAGAAAAUUGAUUAAAAAAUUGGCUAAAAAAUACGAUGCAUUUAUUGCUUCUGAGAGUUUAAUCAAACAAAUACCUCGUAUCAUGGGACCUCAAUUAAACAAGAUUGGUAAAUUUCCUACCAUGUUGACUCACAACGAUAACAUGAAUGCCAAGAUUGAAGAUGUCAAAUGUACUAUCAAGUUCCAAAUGAAAAAAGUGUUAUGUCUUGGUGUUGCCAUUGGUAAUGUUAGUAUGUCGGAAGAUGAAUUGGCUGCCAAUAUCCAUUUAGCCGUUAACUUUUUGGUAUCAUUAUUGAAGAAAAAUUGGCAAAACGUUCGCGCAUUGUAUAUUAAAAGUUCGAUGGGUAAAUCCUAUCGCUUAUAUUAGAUGGGUAGCUAAUCCUUUUGCACUGUGUACUGCAGUAUGCAAUGCGUAUCUCUCUACCUUGAUUGAAACAUCGUCAUUGUUGGAAAUAUAUAUGUACAGGCAGUGAGACUAAGCACUAAAAUAAAAGA
This is a messenger RNA of Trichoplax adhaerens, 820 nucleotides long. RefSeq lists its product as hypothetical. Gene Ontology annotation, biological process: translation. The transcript is spliced from 3 exons. Bases 42 to 692 code for a protein of 216 amino acids. The record is from RefSeq and is a predicted model, not a curated record. Gene Ontology annotation, cellular component: large ribosomal subunit. NCBI's taxonomy places the organism in Eukaryota, Metazoa, Placozoa, Uniplacotomia, Trichoplacea, Trichoplacidae. Gene Ontology annotation, molecular function: RNA binding; structural constituent of ribosome.